Molecule: messenger RNA, 2760 nt
Organism: Daphnia magna
Lineage: Eukaryota; Metazoa; Arthropoda; Branchiopoda; Diplostraca; Daphniidae
Exons: 1
Coding region: 1-2760 (919 amino acids)
Biological process (GO): DNA integration
Molecular function (GO): nucleic acid binding
Source: RefSeq, a predicted model, not a curated record
AUGGAUCUCAAUAUCUAUGUCGACAACCUCAUUUCAGGAUGCGACUCAACGGAGGAAGCACUUGAUUACUAUGCCGUGUCUAAUUCCAUUCUCAACAGAGCUGGUCUCAAUCUUCAAUCCUGGAGCUCAAACGAACAAGCCGUCAACGCUCGUGCUGCCGAGGAUGGUGUAGCCGAUCUUUCCACUAGCUCAAAAAUACUUGGUCUAACCUGGGAUCGUCCUACCGACUCACUAUCUCUUCCCGCGUUUCAACUGUCUAGCUUCAGUCACGCUACAACAACAAAGCGCGAUAUUCUCCGAGGCAUCUCUACAGUUUUCGAUCCCAUGGGUUUCUUCUCUCCGCUCACAAUCUCAGUAAAAAUCCUAAACCAAGAACUCUGGAGAGAGAAGUUCGACUGGGACGACCCACUUCCUCAAAAGUUUCGUGAGCGUUUUAGUAAAAUCCCUGCUGAUAUCGACGCUUAUCAUCCAGUCGUUCCCCGCUGCUAUCUUGGAUGUCGUAACGACCUGCAUGAUUUGCAUCUCUUCGUUGACGCAAGUCAGCACGCUUAUGGAGCUGUUGCUUAUUUUUGCAACAUAGAUCGUGCCGCAUUCGUCCUCUCCAAAUCACGAGUCGCCCCACUUUUGAUCGGUAAGAAGCCUCCUACUCUACCUCAACUGGAGCUUAUGGCAGCAUUGAUCGGGUCAACCCUUGCAAACACGAUCGUGAAAGCUUUUAAACCUCUUGGCCUUUCUCUCACCGUCACGAUUUGGUCAGAUAGCCAGAUUGUUCUUUAUUGGCUAGCACAGACAAAUCGCAACAGGUGCCAAUUCGUUGCAAACCGUGUUGAUACCAUUCAAAAGUUAUCUAAGAAUCUUCAAGCUACAUGGCAUUACUGCCCGACCAAGUCCAAUCCGGCUGAUCUACUCACAAGAAGUAUUUCGCUUCGUCAGUUCCAACAAUCAUCCAGUUUGUGGACCCAUGGUCCUUCUUGGCUCUCUUCACCCAAAGACUGGCCUUCGUGGGAAACUGCAAAGCUAAACACAACCGUUCUCCAUUUGACAGAGUCUCAUCUGUCCCCACUCGUCAGUCUUCCAGUUAUUUCAUCUACUACAAUUAACCUAUUCGAGGUCAUGAAUGUUUCACGCUACAGUUGGAUUUCUCUUGUUCGUGUGACAUCUCAGAUUUUUCGCUUCAAGAGUUACGUUCUACCCAAUCGUCAUCCUCAUCAAGUUUCUGUAUUUCUCACAAUUUUCGAACUUAAAAGUGCAGAGCUAAUGUGGAUCAGAGCCUUCCAACAACGCUUUCUACAGGACGAGUACAAAUAUCUCCGUUCCCGUUCAGGUGCUCGACCAGCUCUUGUGUCGCAACAUGAUCUUUUUAUCAACGAUGACGAUAUCAUCUGCUGCAAGGGCCGUCUUCAACACGCAAAUAUCAGGUCAAGUGCAAAGCACCCAUUUUUGCUUCCAAAACUCUGCGAUUUGACUACGAUGAUAGUUCUUUAUCAUCACCAACGGAUGCUCCAUUGCGGCAUUGACGCCACCUGUUCUAGUCUCCGUCAGCGGUAUUGGAUCCCAUCCAUCAAGCAGCGUGUACGAUCCAUCCUACGCAGCUGUGUAACCUGUCGUCGAGUGAGCGGAAAACCCUACAGAGCUCCAGAUCAUGCCCCGCUACCAGCCUUCCGCGUUAGCGAUGCACCUCCUUUCACAGUAGUUGGAGUCGAUUUCACCGGCACCUACCCAAUUCGAGGUAUUUCUCUCGAGGACGACCCCAAAGCCUACAUAUGCUUAUUCACGUGUGCCAGCACACGUGCAAUUCAUCUGGAGUUGGUUGAAGAUCUUUCAGCUCAAAGCUUCCUAUUCGCUUUUAAACGAUUCGUGUCUCAUCAUUCUUUGCCUUCGAUGAUCAUCUCUGACAAUGCGACGAACUUCGAGUGUAGUGCUGAUUUCAUCACGCAGAUUUUCAAGAGCCCGGAAGUAGCCAGCAAUCUCACCAAUCAACAAGUUGAAUGGCGAUUCAUCCCGAAACGAGCACCUUGGUACGGAGGUUUUUGGGAGCGCCUGAUUGGAGUUACGAAAAUAGCCUUGGCAAAGAUGCUCGGUCGCACAAAACCAACCUUCGACGAGCUUCGAACCUUAGUCGCGGAAGCAGAAUUCGUCUUAAACGAUCGUCCAAUUGAGAAGUUGUCCGAUGACUCCCAGACUGAAGAGGCGCUUACACCAUCGCAUUUGAUGUAUGGAAGACCCUUCACUAGCCUACCAUUCGAUCAUACUGCUGCUGAGGAAAUUCUCAACGACCUAACGUUUGGUGAGAAGCCAUCGAUCCUAACUAAAGCUGCAGCCCGUUUAGAGAAGUUACUCUGUGCCUUUCGAAAACACUUCACUACAAACUACCUUACUGCCCUACGUGAAUAUCAUCAAGCUACACGCGGUAAUCACAAAGAAAUCGUCAAAAUUGGUGACGUUGUUCUUGUGCACAAUGAGUCUCCUCGUCAUAAAUGGAAGUUGGCGGUAAUUGAAAGUCUCAUCAAAAGCAAUGAUGGUCACGUCAGGGCAGCUGAUAUCCGGACAGCGUCCGGAAAAACCAACCACCCAAUUUCCAAGCUGUAUCCUUUGGAGGUUUCGGAAUUAACCGACGCAUCUGAUAUCCAGCAACACACCGAUCCUUCGCCGACACAGUUCCAGCCUGUCAAAACAUCCCGCCCAGUUCGUCAAGCAGCCAUAAAGGCGAAUCAACUGAUCGAGCAGAUGACGAUGGACGUCGAACCAGAUGAAGAUUGA